AUGGAAAAUAUAUCCGUGGAACGCAUGCGUGUGGAUGGUUCGAGCUCCACGGCGGCCUCGGCACCCGGCUCCGUGCCGACACUCUGGGGGGAGGCCAACGAUCGCCAGGAGAGAGACUAUCCAAAGAGAACUGAUUACCAUUAUUCCAGUAAUUCAAAAAAUGAAAGGAGUCCCAGCAAAUAUAGGGAUAAUCGGUACAGGGAACAGCGCUAUAACCUCAGGCAAAGCGAAGAUAACUAUCAUAGGGAUUCUUUAAGAAAUGAGAUUAACUUUCAUCGGCAAAACAGUCAUAGACAAGAACCAAGUGAAAACAAUAAGGCUUCUAAAGCUGAUAGUGUUCCGGUUCUGGAUAGAAGCAAGGAUAUUUCCGAACCAGAGUCUAGUAACGCUGCUCUUAAAGAGCAGAGUGCGGUUUUGGAGAAAGCAGAAAGGUUGGAGAAAGCCUCCAAGUCAGGCAGUACACCCACACGAGCUUCUAAGGCUGAGAAGAAAAACACAAGCCCAGUUGAAAAGCCUUCUAGCCAUAAGCCCAACGAUCAAAAUCAUAAUCUGACCAGUGGGAGUAGUCCCCCAACUAAGCCAACUUCGAAAAUUCAGGUUCGUCCUUUAACCGAGCUUUUAAAACAAGAGAUCCUAGCCGUCACCAAGGAGAAGAGCUUAAAUCGGGGACAACCCGAUCGUCAAACUCCAACAUCACCUGCUCCUGCCAUUGCCAGUCCCAGUCGCCAGGCCAUCAAGCCCAAUUUGAAAAACCGCCGACGAACUGUGAGCUGCCAUCAGAGCGCCAUCCAUCCUUCGAGGAGUGAGCAGGAGGUCAGCAUCAAUGAACGCAUAGCCAGGUUGGACAAGGAGAGCCUCAAGUAUAUAAUCAACAAUAGCGAUACGGUCUACGACGAGCACUUGAAGCUCCAGGCCCGAAGACGUUUACGAGAUGAAAUCCGGCGACAGCUUAGAGCCAUUGAGCUGGACCAGCCCAAAGACAAUCCUGUCAAGGACCUCGUAGAAGAUGAAAUCGUAGACGCCAUUAAGUUGCCAGAGCAGCUUUUGCAGGAGAUCGAAAAAUGUUUUGGCAUAAACAUAUCAGAAAAUCAUAAAGUGGUCAAGUCAAGCAGAGAAAUCCAAAAGGUGGCAGAGUUAAAAGAAAUUUGUACAAAAAUUAUAUCUGAAAAAACUGCUGAAGAGGUUGUUAGUCCUUUAGAUGCUGGAAAGGAUGAAAGUCAGAAGAGCUCAAAGGAUCUUAUCAACGAUACAAAUGUUAAAGGUUUCAGUAAUAAGACCACAAAUCAGUCUGAACCUAUUAAAUCUUCCCAAGUGUCUACAAAACUUCUCAAGGAUCACAAUAAAGGCCUAAAUAUAGAGAAAGAAGAUACCGACCAAAAUAAAAUAGUGGAAACUUCUAAAACAAUAAAAGAGCAAAAUGAUCAAAAUAUUGCCAUAUCUAAAGCCAAGGAUCUUGGGAUAACAGAAAAGAAGGAUGAAAAGCCCUUAAUUAAUGCAGCGUCAACGUCUAUCGGGAGAGGUCAUAUAUGUGAAAAAGACUCGCAACCCAUGAGUCCAAAUAAGGAUCUUCCAGAAAACAUCUUAGGCUUGGAAACAUCCAGAAAACAUCCAAAGUCCUCCAAAGUAGCUGAGGUAAUUGCCGAAAAACGACGGCUUCCAUUGCUGCCAACUCCAGGGUGUGGGUUGGUUUCUAAUAGUUCUUUUGUUGAAAGCCAACUGACUCAAUCAACCAGCCUAUUGCCAACUCAGAACUCUCAAGAAAUCAUUGAAAUAGUCGAGACAAGUCCAGAAACGUCUUUAAAUUCCAUCAGCGACCAUAUGUUUCUCAGCGAUGUUCAACAUUCUCAUAUGAGCUGUAAAAGGGAGUCUAGUAGCUCCCCUAUAAUCGAAGUUAGAAUGCCGGAAGACCUCGUGGAUCUUCUGAGCUCAGACGAUGAUGUAGUAGAAGCCGUUGACAUGGAGGUGGAUGAGUCCGAAGGUGAGAUAGUGGAAAGUGAGUUUGCGGAAUUACGAGAACCAACCCCACCGGCAAGUUCACAAGAUAACUCUGAAGCUGGCAUGGAGUUGGAUAAGCCCGAAGAUGAAGUAAUAGAAAGUCACAUUAACUAUGACGAAAACGUAUCUACUGACCCGCAAGGUAUCACAGAAUAUGAGAAAAAUCGGCUAAAACUAAAACUACAAAGCAUGGCGGAUAACGUGGUAGAUAGUUUUGAAAAGCUAAUUCUACCUAAUCUUCGCGAGUCUCUUUCGGAGAGUUAUAGUCGCAAACACUCUACUAGCUUACAAAGCCGACUCCACUUCAUAUCCUGCGUCGUGACCAGCUCGGAGCACAAUAGCCGCACAUUCAGCAAGAUCGAGGUGGCCAAGAUCCAGAAAAAUCUGAAGGCAGCUGACAACCAACUGGCUAUGGAGUUCCUUAUAGGAGAGAUUGUGAAUGUCAUCAAUAUGCAGAAACAGCGUCUACGGGGACAGGGAGAGAACAACCAGGAGAACCUCUCUAGAAGGCCAGAAUCAGAAGCCAAGGAAACCGGGAAGGCAUCACAUAUCAAUAAUUCACCAGAAUAUAGGAUUACUUCUGCAUUAAACCCUCGUAGCAGCCCUCCUCCUUUGGUUCCUAUCCUAAAUCCUGGCUUUCCAUCCAUCCACCCAAGUAUUACGCCUUACCCCGUAGGUCUGCCAUUUUUGGCCACGGAUUCUAGCCUUCAUCGCAUUGCUUCUAACACUCCUGCUAGCUUUGGUUAUCCUCAGCCUGGUGCUACAAUCGAUUCUAUGGACCUCUCCGACCAAGUGGGUCAAAUAAAUGAGAUUGAUCGUCGCUUGCUGGAGAACCAGAAUCGCCGCACCUUUCUGGAUGAAAUGAUUAUGAAGUUUCAGAAGGAAAGGUCAGACCUGGAGUUGCUCAGCUUGGAACUACAAACUCGCAGGUCUAUGCUACUGAAUUCCAUCCUUGCAAGGAGCAGACCGCCGAUGGAAGCGCCUCCAGCUCCAGAAAUCCCACCACACUCACCACCGAGGCCCUCGAAACGUAAACCACCUAAGAGACUGACGGCCAGAAGUGCAAUCGCCAGACGAACUAGGAGCCAAACUCAAAAACCCAUCAGAGUUCGUAAAGUACAAAUGAAAAGGAUAUCCAAGUCCAAAGCGAAAGAAUUGAAAGCUAAAUCUUCGAAGGAGAUUCCUGAAGAGGCUAAGAAAAACCAGCCAGGGAAAUCGAAAGAACCUCAACCUCCGGAUGAACCCAAUAUCAAAGGAAGACUGGAAGAGUCAAGCCCGAAGAAAACAGUGGAUAAUUUGCCCACUACCAAGUCCAAGCAAUCUCGAGCUAAGAAGCCAAAAGCCAAUGGAGCUUCUAAUGUCGCCCAACCGCCACUGGCGAUCAUACCACCUCUUCCACCGCCUCCACCUCCACCUGAACCCAUUCAUCGUCUAUCCUUUGAGAGACCCAAUCUAUAUAAUCCUCCGCCAACUGCCAACUAUCCGAGACCAAACCCUCGUAUAAACAAUUUAAAAAUAGGAAACAUACCAAAGGGCAAGCUACACGACAUCACUAGUCCCAUCACCCAGAUAAGGAUAUACAAAAAGUACGCGAUAGCCGCAUCCGAAGACGGAGAUAUCUAUGUGUUCCAUCUAGUCACCCACAAACUGGAGCGAAAGAUCCCCAAACACAGUGAAGCCAUUACGAAUAUGUUCUUGUGCGAGCAGGAGGCUCUGCUCUACACUACGUCUGUGGAUGGCUUUCUCAAGAAAUCGGCAGUGGAUAACCUGGAACGAGUCCUGCAAACUACAUAUUUCAAAGAGCCCCUGCAAUCCAUUGACGUGGCUUGGGGUGCUGCCUUCAUUGGCAGUCGUUGGGGGAAAAUCUUCUCAUACAAUGUUGUGACCAAUAAAAUUAUAGACAAUCCUUUGCUUUCCACCGGCCAAUCGAUAAUCGCAGUGAAAGCCACAAAGGAGGGUAUCCGCAAAAUACUUUUGAUUGGGUGCAAAGGGAACUUUGUCCUCAUGCACGAUGCUGGCAGCGGUUUGCUUCUGCGACAAUUUGAAAUUCCUGAGGGUCUAAAUGUGUACAGUAUCCUUUUGGAUGAUAAUUACCUCUACUGCGGCACGCAGAAAAACGAGAUUUUUCAAUUUGAGUUUGUUACAGGUAUCUUGACAGGCAAGUUCAAAUGUGGCAACGGUGCUGUGUCCAUAGCCUCCUACGAGGAUCGUUAUUUGUUGGUUGGAUGCUAUGAUGGCUUUAUUUACGUCCUGGACAAAGUUGCUGGAAAAGGAGUGGGAAGCUUUAAAGGGGCUGGGCGUUUAAUUUUAUCCCUAAUCGUUGCAGGCGACAAAAUAGUGACGUCUUCGAAAGAUAAUAAUCUAGAAAUUCUGGAAAUUCCCAAACAUAUGGUUAAUUGACAGUGAAGAGCUCAUUCUAGUUGUAAAUCGAUUUUAAUUUAACAAUUUUAC
Messenger RNA from Drosophila bipectinata, 4446 nucleotides. The record is from RefSeq and is a predicted model, not a curated record. NCBI's taxonomy places the organism in Eukaryota, Metazoa, Arthropoda, Insecta, Diptera, Drosophilidae.